GAUCGCCAGAGCGCGAAAGGAUUUAAAUACAAGAGUGAGGAUAUUGAAACGGAUCCACUCUGUAACAGGGAGCCAAUGGAGCUCGGCGAGGAUUGGGGUAAUGGACGUGCGAAAUUUAAUGCUGGUUGUGAGGAGUCCUGAGACCAGCGAGCCCCCUCAUCGUUCUGUCAUUUCAGCAUGGCAAGUGAAGAGGAUGACCCAAUCAUAGAAGAGAUUGAGGUGUACCUGGCAAAAAGUCUAGCAGAGAAAUUAUACCUAUUCCAGUAUCCCGUGCGUCCAGCCACGAUGACAUAUGAUGACGUCACCCACUUAGCAACAAGAAUAAAACCAAAGCAACAGAAAGUUGAGCUCGAGAUUGCUAUUGAUACACUUAGUCCCAAUUACUGCAGAAGCAAAGGGGAGCAGAUUGCGCUCAAUGUAGAUGGCACCUCCACCGAUGACUCUGGAAGUACCUAUGCAUCUAAACUCAUGGACAAACAAAGCUUCUCAUCCAUCCAGGCUGCAACCAACACUUCCCGCUACGCUGUUGCUGUUUACAGGAAAGGUGAGCUGCACGUUACCCCUUUACACGGUAUUCUCCAGAUGAGACCAAGCUUUUCUUACCUGGAUAAAGCGGAUGCAAAACACAGAGAAAGAGAGGCUGCAAACGAAGCUGGCGACUCUUCUCAAGACGAGGCUGAAGACGACGUGAAGCAGAUAACCGUUCGCUUUUCACGCCCGGAGAGUGAACAGGCUCGACAGCGUCGCAUACAGUCCUAUGAAUUCCUGCAGAAAAAACAGGCAGAAGAGCCUUGGAUUCACCUACAUUAUCAUAGCGUUAAGGACAGUCGCUCUGAACACGAGCGCCAGUAUCUCCUCAGUCAGGCAACUGGAAUGGUGGAGACGUCAGAACUGAUCAAAUCUCCAAGCGAGUAUUUGUCUAUGUUGAUGCCUCCGGUUGAAGAAGAAAAAUUGGUUAAAGUUCUGGCUCCCAACAACGUGCUCUCUAUGGCACAGCUACGGACUUUGCCUCUUGGAGAUCAAGUAAAGACCCUGAUGAAGAAUGUUAAAAUCAUCCAGUUUGCAAACCUGAUGGGUCUCCUGGGAUCUGGAGUCGAUUCAACCGCUGUCCUACGCUGCAUACAGCAAGUGGCCAUGUUAGUUCAGGGUUGCUGGGUCAUCAAAAGCGAUGUCUUGUACCCGAAAGAUACCUGCAGCUCUUACAGUGGAGUUCCAGCUGAAGUACUUUGCAGGGGCAGAGAUUUUGCUAUGUGGAAGUUUACACAGGGUCGCCUAGUGGUGCGGAAGGAGGUAUCUGCCAUUAUCAAGCUUCCCCCUGAAGAUGUGAAGGACUUCCUGGAGCAGAUGGCCGUGCCUCGCAUCAACAAGGGCUGGGAAUUCCUGCUGCCAUACGAUGCUGAGUUUGUCAAGAAGCAUCCAGAUGUUGUCCAGAGGCAACACAUGCUUUGGAUGGGGAUUCAGGCCAAGUUAGAGAAAGUCUACAAUCUCUCAAAGGAAGAUAUGAUGCCAAAGAAAUCAGUACGUCAACCAGAUUUGCCAGUGGUGAUCCCUGGGGAGCAAAGAGUGAAUGCGGCCAAAGCUAAAGUAAGGGAAAACCAUGCUGUCCUGGAGACUGAAUACCAGCAGCGGAAACUGCAGCAUAAGGCGAGCAAGCAGUCUGCACAGGAUUCCAGGGUGGACAUUCUGAACGUCAGAAUCAAAGAGGAGCCUUUAAGCGACGAGGAACCGAUGGAGACGUCUGCGUAUGGUGCAGGGGUGCCAAACAAUGAGCUAGCCAACGGCCUUCAUUCCCAGAGCUCACUUGACUCGUUGAACGGGCAUAUGGCCACCCAGUGGCCGGGGGCACGGAGCGAGGUGGUGGCUACAGAACUGAAAGAAUUUGUGAAAACAACAUUUAGGAAACAUUUUGUGCUCAGUUUAAGCGAGCUGAAGCGGCUCUUUAACUUGCACUUGGCCAGUCUACCCCCAGGACACAUCUUGUUCAGUGGCAUUUCGGACAGAAUGAUACAGGAAACAGUUUUGGACUCUGGUUGCAAGCAGAUCUUGGUGCCUUUCCCUACACAGACGACAGCUUCAGCUGAUGAACAGAAGGUCUUUGCACUAUGGGACUCUGGGGACUCCUAUGAUCAACAUCGGCAGAUUCUCCUUGAAAUAUUUUCAAAAAACUAUCGUGUGCGGAGGAACAUCAUCCAAGCCAAACUGAGCCAGGACUUUGGAGACCAUCUGAUCAAGCAGGACUUGGACAAAAUCCUGAAGGAAUGCUGCGCAAGUCAUGGUGGAAUGUGGUAUCUUAAAGGGACAGCACCUUCUUGACAGCUGUGGAGGCCCCUGUUGCUUCCAAGUUACCAUCCUUUGGAACAGGGCGAUGAGAUCGCAGAUAAUGAACUCGGAGAUCUGCUCCACAGACCGGGGGCAGGAUGAUGAAGGUUACCUAACCUUCCAGACCUUGACAGUUCAGGAAAAACCCAAAUCCAAUUGCGCCGCAUCUGCAUAGGAUCAAAGUAAGGAAACCAGGAAACCGAAACCCCAAUUCACAUUUGCUGCAAAGCAUUUAUCUAUUUUGGGAUUGUUUGAACAUUUAUUGAUUUUUUUUGUAAGUUGUGGGCAUUUAUUCUUCGGUUCCGACAUUCAAAGCGAGUUCCAAAUCUGAAAAUGUUCAAACUGGAAAGUAGUACAAAGAUAAUCAUGGAUGGUAUGUUAUUUGAAUUCCUACUUUGAAAUCAUCUUCAGACCCUUCAUCCCCAAAUCUAUAGAUUGUUUUAUAACAAAUAGCAUCCAAAUCAGUGGUGUGAGUUUUGGUUUCACUUGACAUUAAAAGAUCUUUGCAACACCUUCCACCUGAAAGCAAAGAGCAUUGAUUGCUUCCGCAAUGCCCUGUGAUCUGAGUCUUGUAUAAUGAUUAUUCUUGACUGUAAAGUAAUAUUUUUUUUAUGACCAGUGACCAGGGUCUGAUCUUUAUUUGUGUCUGUGGUUAUUUUGGUGCAAGACUGAAAACUUUGGCUUUUUUCCCCCAAAAGGGCACCCCCCACACAACGUAAAAUAGACAGUUUGCAGGCAAAAUGGAUAUGAAACCUGCUUGCUUCCUGCAAGCAAGAUGGGAUUAAAUUAUGUAAAUAAAAUGUUAAAACCCA
Messenger RNA from Callorhinchus milii (elephant shark), 3131 nucleotides. RefSeq names its product polymerase (RNA) III (DNA directed) polypeptide E (gene polr3e). Gene Ontology annotation, cellular component: nucleus; RNA polymerase III complex. The record is from RefSeq and is a predicted model, not a curated record. Gene Ontology annotation, biological process: DNA-templated transcription. Lineage: Eukaryota; Metazoa; Chordata; Chondrichthyes; Chimaeriformes; Callorhinchidae. The transcript is spliced from 21 exons. The coding region runs from base 178 to 2313 and encodes 711 amino acids.